This is a messenger RNA of Python bivittatus (Burmese python), 1165 nucleotides long. NCBI's taxonomy places the organism in Eukaryota, Metazoa, Chordata, Lepidosauria, Squamata, Pythonidae. The record is from RefSeq and is a predicted model, not a curated record.
GCGGGGCGCCGAGCAGCGUGGGGUGGCGGGGUGCCGGGGCGAGCUCCGCCCCGCAAGCCUGCCCUGCAAGGUCGCCCCUCCUGGGAGGCGAGGGGGGCUGAGUGGCGAGAGCCGCCCAUUGCACGCUUUCCGGGUCGAUAGUGGCACCUCCUUAUUCCCAACCAGCCGUAUGUAGGAUUGCCGUCUUCCUAUAGAGACACUCACAUUUUGGGAGGUACAGAUUUGUUGGAACUACUGAAAAAAACAUGGUUUCUACUCCAGUAGAUCCUCAGGCUUCUUCAACAGAAAAUAAGAGCCAGAACUUACUCAAUUAUCCAACAUAUCUUAAUACUGAAGACAUUGAAAAUAUCAAUCAACAAUGUAAAGAAGAAAGUUUCUGGUACAGAGCGCUUCCUCUGUCUCUUGGAAGUAUGCUUAUUGCUCAAGGACUAGUUACUAAAGGUGUUAUCAAGACUGGUUCCUUGAAUACAGUAGUGUGGACUACCUGCACUCAAAUACAGAGCAUUGGGAAAUCCACAAAUCAGCCCUUCAAGGUAGGCCCGGUGAGGAAGCAGACAGCCCAAAGAUUCCAGGAAUGCCAUCUUAUUGUUUUGUUGGUGCUUUGGCGUUUUUUGCUGGGAAAAUGUCGUAUAUUAAAAAAUGCACCCAGAAUUUUAGAAGUGUUCUUCUGCCACAGGGACCAGAACAGAACAGGAAAAGUUCUCCCACAGAUGAAGAAUGCAAAGCAAAUCUUCAAACAAAAAAAUCAGAUACUUCUAUUUCUUAAGACAGGUACACGUUACUAAAGUUAAUAUUUUAAUCACAUUGAUGUAUCUCCAUUCUUACCUUGCAAAUAGAAAAUUAUGAUAAAUAUUGGAAUAAAAUGAUGAUUCCUGUGCACUGGUAUAUCUGGUUCUUUUCUCUAAAUACAAAGAAUUCUCGUUUUUCAUGGUAGUUAUGUUCUGUAAAAUUGCCGCAAAUAUUGAAUUAGUGAAUGCUGAAACCUCAGCUGGGAACCUGUGUGUCAGGCAAUUUUGCCACUCCGCAUGUCCAUGAAUAAGCAUUGUAAGUAUCAAUUUUGUGGUUACAAAUAAAGUUUUGCAAGUAAGCAAAUUCACAUAUAUGGAGUCUGUGAAUAAUGAGAAUUGCCGGUAACAUGACUGGUUGUCAGUUAAAUUGACAACGG